CUCCACACUGCUGCGUCACAGUCAAGGGGCGGAGCUGCAAUCAGCAAAUCCAAUGACCAGUGCCAUGGACUCAGGGAGCUGGCGUUGAGCUUCCAUCUCCUGAGUGAUGAGCUCCUGCUUGCCCUCUCCUCUGAAAAACCCAUCCACUUAGAGCACCUACGCAUUGCAGACACACUUUCACACCAUUCAAAAGAACCAGCUGGGAGGCUUUGGUCCGACACUCACCCAAGGUCAACAUCGUCAUGUAUUUUUUCCUUAUAUAAGGAGUUUGAGCCCUUCUUCCGCAAGGAGACUCCUGUCACCUACCUGUACUUUGGCCGGGCAGUUACCAAAGAGAUGCUGGGCCGUAUCGGACUGAACUGCCCUUGGCCUUCAGCCCCUGCAUGACCGCUGCAAAAGCUUGACUGCCAUCGGGGUAAGCGAGUGUGAAGUGACCUGCAGUGGCUUAUGGAGUUUGUUAAGAUGUGAGGGGGCAGGCUGACUCAGCUGUCAAUCAUGGAGGAUGUGUUGAUCCCAGACAGCAGCAACAGCAUGGAGCAGAUUUACAGUGAGGUGUCCAAGCACAUGGGUAGCAUGUGGUUCCCUGAUAUGAUGCCCACCUGGUAGGCUGAGAUGAAGCCAGAGUGGAGGGCUGCAGUGUGAUGUGCUCUUUUUGGACAGUAAGUAAGCAACAGAAAGUUUCCCUGUCAUCAGUGUUCUUGGCCAGCUUACUAGAAGGUGGGUAAUUUCUAAAGCUGUCACUUCUAUUUUUACCUAAAUUUGAUGUUAGACUGAAAAUGUUUUCUCACUUAAAACAUUGGCAGAUUGAUUUCUGUCUGGCUAUCUUGUGAGCACUCAGCUUUCUCUCUGUGCAUUGAUAUUGUGAUGUGAAAUCUUUGAUUCUUCCAUCUGUGAAGCACAGUCUGAAUUUACUGUCACUCACUGCAACCUUUCAACCAUUGUGUGUCAAGGAUGUGGAUCUGCCAUCUGCUGGUUGCUUAUUUUAAAAGCAUCACACUUCAUCAUUUAUUCUGAACAGCAUCUCCCACAAUAUCAUCAGUGUAUGUUGUUCAGUGAAUUCCAAGUUUUAUUUUGUGGUGAAAUGUUGUUCUUUAUCUUAUUGCUAUCCCUCUUCCCAGGAUACAGUUUGAGAGGCAGAGACCCAAUCUGGAGUUGGGGCAUCCUGUCGUUGGUAGAGAGAGCACUAACAAUUGUGGUACUAAUGCAGUACAGGAGAGAACAAGAGUUUACAGUUGAGUCAGAGCAAGAGUUGCACCUUCAUGUAAAACACAAUGGGUAUUUUGUAAUCUUGUCUAUUUAUGUUUGUGUCAGUGGAGACUUUAAUAUUUCAUCCUAAACUACAACGUUUUAAGUUGGUUAUUUUUGGACAUCCCUGUUGA
Perca fluviatilis (European perch) is the source of this 1379-nucleotide messenger RNA. It is a transcript of the gene fbxl3l, whose product is annotated as F-box and leucine-rich repeat protein 3, like. The annotation marks the transcript as partial. The record is from RefSeq and is a predicted model, not a curated record. The transcript has 2 exons. NCBI's taxonomy places the organism in Eukaryota, Metazoa, Chordata, Actinopteri, Perciformes, Percidae.